Messenger RNA from Ectocarpus sp. CCAP 1310/34, 1372 nucleotides. NCBI's taxonomy places the organism in Eukaryota, Phaeophyceae, Ectocarpales, Ectocarpaceae. The record is from the annotation of a GenBank genome assembly.
CGAAGACCAAGAAUCGGGGCGACGGAGUCCAUGCGCCGUUUUCGGAGAAGAAGCGUCGACCACUUUGGAAAUUGAUUGGUGCAUCGGCGGCAAGCCGGCCGGGGGCGGAGAUAUGAGCGGGGACGAGCACUCCUCCGACGAGUCCGUGAUCGACCGCGGCGAGUAUGAGGCGUCGCGGCAGGACAGCGCUAACGAGCGAGCCGUCAUCUGCGCCUCGGUGGAGGACCUGAAGGCCGAGAUGGGGGUGAGGUUCACGGAGGUGCUGGCAGCCGUGCGUGAUCGGGGCGGCGGGGCCGCCGCGGGUGGCGCUGCCGGAGCUGCACCAGCGCCCGGAUAUGGGGGCGCGCGUGCAGCUGCCGGCGGGGCGUCGGCGCCCACGUAUGGGGGCGCGAACGCGGGUUACGGGCUCCACCGCGUGGAGUCGAGUCCCGGGUUGCUGCAGGGCGCUGGUCGGUACGGCAGUGGGGGCGGCUUAGGCUUCACUCCCGCGAUUUCGUCCCCGUUUGGAGCGGGAGGCCUUAACGUCGACUCCGGGGGAAACGGGAUGGGCACGGGGAUGUCGCACGCCCAGCGGCGGAUGGAAAAGGUGAUUUCGGACCAGCGGGUGAACGCUUGGAGCGCGGUUAACAGCCGCAUGUGGUGGGUGGUGAUGGGAUGUUUUCCGCCGAAGUUAGAGACGCCGAGCUUGCAAGGGUUAAUGCAUGAUAGUUUUGAGGUCACGGACGAGGUGGCCGACAUGCUCUUGAACUUCCGUGGCUUUGACCCUGCUGCAUUCGCGCCCCGGGGGGCGGGUGGUGAACGUAUCCCCAUCGCAACGCAUUUGGCCCUCAUGGCGGGGGCCUUCAUCACCAUCGCCCGCCGGGGGAUCGUCGACGAACCGAGGUUGGCGGCGGCAUCGAGAGCGCAGGUGGAUCGUGUCGAAGCCUCGUUCCAGGCGGCCAUCGCCGACGUGGAGCGGCACACUCGGGAGAAUUACGCGGCCAUCCAAGUACCGCACAACCGCGACAUCUUUUUGACUUUCAUCGUCAAGGACAUGGACAUUUACACGCGCGAAGUACAGAUGUUCGCGGACGAGAUGCAGCGGCGCUUCGUUUUCCCUCCGGGGGGAAGGGCAGCAAGGCCAGGGACCCGGGGCCGUGCUACCAGUUCCAGAAACACGGCCGGCGAAAAGGGAGGAAAACGGGGGGGCAUGACUGGCGGCGGGGCCGAGGAUGGUGGCUCCAAAGGUAGCCCCUCCACCGUCGCGGACACCAACGCUCCUGCCGCCGCCGCCCCAGCGAAGCGGGCCAAGGUGGGAACGGCCGGGACGAAGACUCGCAGCAGUGCGAAGGGCGGUGCCGGCGGCGGCGCGGAGGACAGCGAUGAGGAAUAG